Acanthosepion pharaonis is the source of this 1092-nucleotide messenger RNA. The record is from the annotation of a GenBank genome assembly. Lineage: Eukaryota; Metazoa; Mollusca; Cephalopoda; Sepiida; Sepiidae.
AUGGGUUCGCACCGAAGCAAUAUAGGAGGCUUUUAUUCUCUUUUAAAGAGUCUCUCUCACUCUCUUCCUUUCCGUUCACUUCUGUUUCUUUCUAUGAGUUUUCUUCCUCUUUCUCCGUUUAGUUAUCUCUCUUUGCAAGACUCUCUCUUUCUCUCUCUCUCUCUCUCUCUGUGUCGUCCACCUCUCUCUUUUAUUCUUUCAUUCUUUAACCACUCCGCCAUUUUUGUAAUAUCUUCUUUCUUUUUUUCUUUUUUUCUUUCUUUCUUUCUUUCUUUCUUUCUUUCUUUCUUUCUUUUUCUUUCUUUCUUCUCCGUUCUUAUUUAUUUAUUCUUCCUUUUUCCCUUUCUUUUUUUCUUUUCUUUAUCCAUUCAUUGCUUUCUUUUACUCUUUCCUUCUUUCUUUCUAUCUUCCUUUCCAUCAUUAUCUUUCAUAUUUAUUUACUUCAGUACCUUUUCUUUCUUUCUUUCUUUCUUUCUUUCUUUUUCUUUUCUUUUCUUUACUGCAAUAGUUCUUUCAUUCUAUCUAUCUAUCUAUCUAUCUAUCUAUCUAUCUAUCUCCAUCGUCUUUCCUUAUCAAUGUAUUCUAUAUUCUAUUCUUUCUUUCUUUCUUUGCUUUUCUUAUUUCUUUACUGCAAUAGCUCUUUCAUUCUAUCUAUCUAUCUAUCUAUCUAUCUAUCUAUCUAUUAAUUAUCUAUAUCGCUAUAUUCUUUCCUUUUCCUUUAUCAAUAUAAUCUAUAUUCUUUUCAUUCUAUCUAUCUAUUAUUAUCUAUCUAUCUAUCUAUCUAUCUAUCUAUCUAUCUAUCUUUAUAUUCUUUUCCUUAUCAAUAUAAUCUAUACUCUUUCAUUCUAUCUAUCUAUCUAUCUAUCUAUCUAUCUAUCUAUCUAUCUAUCUAUCUAUCUAUCGCUAUAUUCUUUCCUUAUCAAUAUAAUCUAUAGUCUAUUCUUUCUUUCUUCUUUCUUUCUUUCUUUCUUUCUUUCUUUGCUUUUCUUAUUUCUUUACUGCAAUAGCUCUUUCAUUCUAUCUAUCUAUCUAUCUAUCUAUCUAUCUAUCUAUCUAUCUAUCUAUCGCCAUAUUCUUUCCUUAUCAAUAUAA